Molecule: messenger RNA, 1542 nt
Organism: Botrytis fragariae
Lineage: Eukaryota; Fungi; Ascomycota; Leotiomycetes; Helotiales; Sclerotiniaceae
Exons: 1
Coding region: 1-1542 (513 amino acids)
Source: RefSeq, a predicted model, not a curated record
AUGGAUUUGGUGAAUGGACCGUUGAGUCAAAAAGAGGCGUGGAACAAUCUGAAGGAAUUGUUGAGAAAGGCAAGGGGUGAAUUGAAAACUAAAAUUAAUGAGUGGAAGGAGAAAGAUGGAGAACGUGAUUGGGCAGUUGAGAGUUUGGAGAAGAUGUUAAAGGAGAGUGAAGAAAGGGAAGCGGCACUCGCUAAGCUUCUGCAUUCAACACAAGAGGAUAUGAAGAGUGAAGGUACAAAGGACGCGAAGAUUGCAGAAUUGGAAGAACAAUUGAGUAGAAACGGAGAAAGAAUACGAGACUUGCUCCGAGAGAAGGAUGAGAAUAAAGCCGAAGCUGAUGGAUUAGAACAUUUUCUUCGAGCUAGCGAGACGCAAACGACACAACUCGAAGAACAACUUAGGAAGGCCGAAGAGAGAAUUCGGGAUUUGCAACUGGAAAAAGAUACCCAGCAAUUUGAGGCUGAAAGACUGGAGGAUCUCCUCAAAGCUCGUGAAACACAAACGGCCGAAAUUUUCAAGACAUCAAGAGAUGAAGAAGAAGAACAAUACCUAGUAGAAAUCGAGAGGUUGCAUGAACUUCUCCUAUUAAGAGAAGAUGAAGACGAACAAUUCCGCGAAGAAAUCGAGAGACUUCACGAAAUGCAUAAAACUAGUGAAGGAAAGGUCACCGAGCUUCUUGAUAUAUCAAUCAAGACUUCGACACGAUUAUCUGAUCUCGAAGACGAGAUCAUGAGAUGGAAAGUCGUUGCUGGAGAAAGUAUUGGGGAGAUUGAAAAUUUACAGAAACAGUUGGAAGACGCUGAGGCAAAAGUUGAAUCGCACAGUAUAACGCAUAAUCAAAAUGCGGAAACGCAAACUGACACACCUACAUCCACAAGCAUGGAAACACAAACGGAGGAUAUUGAACUUCUACAAUCCGCAGUUCCACCUUCUACAGCUGAACCCAAACCAAAGAAAACCAAAAGGAAAUCUCCAAAAAAGAAGCCUAUCACAAAGAUCCCACGAGAUCCACGCAAUCAUUCUCAACACUCCGAUUCCGAAACUUCAGAUGAAGAAUUAAAGAACCCUAGGACCCUCAAACCACAACCUAAACACAACGUUGCACUGCGUCAAGAAAUGGAUUCAAAUCAUCCAGCUCCAUCGCCCUCUCCCGCCCCUUCAAUAACCAUUAGAUUUACAUCCAAAGCGCAUGCGAAGAAGAAGGUUCAUGGAAAGGAAAGUGUAGAAUAUGAUCCACCGUAUAAAGUUGAAACAGUGGUGGGAAGUGAAGAUGAAGAAAUACCAGAUAUGGAGAUAGCACAGGAAAGUCCGAUUCAAGAGAUGCAUAAAGUGGGAGAGGCGGUGAAAUCAAGAGGGAGUAGGAACACGAGAAAUCCAGAUCCGGUUUAUACCGGGCAAUUGCUAGUGAGGGGACUUGGGAAGGGAGAGCAGGAGAAGAUGGGUGGAAAUAGGGCUGCUAGGGGCCAGAAGAGGAGAGCAAGUGAGAUUGGGGAUGAGGCUGGGAAAGUAAAGAAGGGGAAAAGGCAGGACAGAAGUGUGUGA